CAGACGUCGGCAGCCGAGCCGACAAGUUUUCCGUAAGAUAAACUGGCGGCAGGCGGCGCCGCGCAGCUCACCACGCCGUCCCGUCGACGGCGACGAUCCAGUGUCGGCCGUGGCGUCGACGGCGACGAUCCAGUGUCGGCCGUGGCGUCGACGGCGACGGAAUCGACGGAGCCGUCGGAGUGGGCGGCGGAGGCUGGUGGCAAGGUCACGCAGCUGUCGACGAGUGGAUCACCCGGACGGCUCUCCCCGGUAAGCAGCGCCGGCGCAUCCUCCCACUGGACGGCACGGUCUGAGUGUCGGACGCCGAGUGCCACUCAGACUGUCGAGUGUCGGACUCGGCGGCGGAUUCUGAGAGUGUCAGGGUGUCAACUUAAGCCGACUACGGCGCCGAGGACUGCCCACAGAGCGAGCGGCAAUCUCAGCUCGGUAAUCCGCGGUCCAAAAUAGUUUCACCGCUGACCCCCGACGCCUGGUCACUGGGCAGUCUCCUGCAGCACUGCAAGAGGUCAGCUGAGGGCACCUAUGGUGGAAGAUCAGCCAUCCCUGUUGGCUAGGGGGGAGUGCGCUUGGAAAUCGCCUUCGCAGUGACUGACACGAAAGGCGAACCGGUAAACUAUGCAGCAAACCGGAAAGUCGUGAAGCAUCGUUGGGAAUGCGUGCUACGAUCAUGAUGAGUGAAUUUGAACUGGCUAGGGACGUUCGAAGUUGACCCGUGUCUGAGUUUUUGGACUGGUGUGUAGUCAAUUGCCAGUGGCAGACCACCGACCACGAACUGCAUACUCCCGAGUCCCGAUACCACUGCAGUGUCUUCGGCAGUGUCUCCAGUGCCGUUUCCCACCAGCCGCGUCGCCAUGGUGAAGCGGAACAAGAAGUGCUACCGGCUGCGCUACUACAUCAAGGUGUUCUUCACGCACCUGUUCUCGCACGUGGGUCUGUGCGGCCUGGUGGUGGGCUACUCGGUGGUCGGCGCGUUCCUGUUUGAGUCGCUGGAAGGCCAGCCUGCGGAGCCGACCGAGCGGCCGACGCUGCCCCGCGACAAGCGCCGCGAGAUCGACGACUUCCGCGCCAGGUGUCUGGAGGAGCUGUGGGCAAUAAACAUGAACCAGUCGAUCCUGCCCGUGCUGCGGAAGCCCAACUGGACCGAGCUGACGCUGCCGAAGCUGCAGCAGCUCGAGGAGAGCAUCAUCGGCGUGGUGACGUCGCAGCGCUCCAACGGGCGCGUGGAGGUGGUGGAGUGGUCCUUCAGCUCGGCACUGCUCUACUCCGUCACCGUUAUCACUACCAUCGGUUACGGCCACAUCACUCCACGCACCGACGGCGGCAAGAUAAUGACCAUCUUCUACGCGCUGAUCGGCGUUCCUCUGAUGCUGCUCUGCCUCACCAACAUCGGCCAGCUGAUGGCCAACACCUUCCGCUUCACCUACUGGUCCUGCACGGUCAUCUGGAGGCCGCGCCGGCCGCAGGCCACGCGCACCUCCGUGCGCUACUCGCAGAAACGGAGCAGCGCCACGGCUGCGGCCGCCGCGGCCGCCGCCCUAACCUCGGUGUCUCCUGGGAUGGAGUUCGAGGAGGUGCGCUCACAGCUGGGACCGGCAGGGGACGCUGCGAGGGCGCGGAAUGCCUCCGGGGGGCGGACGGUGAUCGUCAACGAGCUCGGUGUGGUGACGAGACACGUUCCUAAUGAUGUGGGGAUGGGUGUUCGAGCGGUGCAAAACGGCCCGAGUGGAACGCUGAGGACCUCUCCUGCAACCCGCGGCGGCUCGCUAUUGCGGCAGCAACACACUCCUGUGGGUACUCUGAUGCGACAGCAGAGCAGCCCCGCGGGCACCCUGGUGCGUCAGCCGAGCAGUCCGGGGGGUAUCAUCAGGAGAGCCCAGUCUCAGUGAGCCCGACUGCCGCGGAGUGAGCGCCGGCCCCGGGGACCUUCUGCGCACCAGCGGUCCCGCCACCCCGAUCAAGCUGCUCGACAAGGAGACGCGGGACAUUCUGGUGGAGUGUGCCGAGUACGUGCUCACUGAGGAGCUGAGCUCGCUGCUCGAGACGUCGCCGCAGCGACGAGGGGCGUUCCGGGACCGAUCGGGUUCCAAGUCGGAGACAGCGGCUGGUGGGGCUGGUGCAGGCGGUAUAAAUGGUGUAGGCGGUGGCCCUGGAGGCGCUGGUGGUGGUGUUGGUGCUAGUGAUACAAAUGUCAAUGGUCCUUCUGAAGGUGGCGAUGUUGAAAAUGAAACUGUUGCUGUGCCUCAUGUAAGUGGCGACAAAUUAGUUGAUACUGCUGAUGACCCAGAUGCUAUCAUUGAUGUGAUCGAGGCCAUGGCGGGCGGCGAUGCAGAGGGUCCCGUGACGCCAGUCACAAAGAACCCGACAUCAGCGACGAACCACGUGACGUUCUCCACGCCUGUGGAGAGUGAGAAGCGCCAGCCGCCGACCCCGCCGUGUCGGAAGAGCAGCCUGGCGUCUCGGCCGCGCUCGGGCCGCAACUCGGCCGGCUCCAGCGGCCGGAGCAGCCCACAGCGACCGCCGACCUUCCCAACAGAGGUGCCCCCGCCGCCGCCCUCAGUGAAGACGGUGACCGCCGGGAGCGUCUCGCCUUCCUCCUCGGCGGCGGAGCGGGCCCGGCGCCGGUCGGACGCC
Molecule: messenger RNA, 2631 nt
Organism: Amphibalanus amphitrite
Lineage: Eukaryota; Metazoa; Arthropoda; Thecostraca; Balanomorpha; Balanidae
Product: TWiK family of potassium channels protein 18-like
Exons: 5
Coding region: 852-1886 (344 amino acids)
Biological process (GO): potassium ion transmembrane transport; stabilization of membrane potential
Cellular component (GO): membrane
Molecular function (GO): potassium ion leak channel activity
Source: RefSeq, a predicted model, not a curated record